This is a messenger RNA of Carassius auratus (goldfish), 1093 nucleotides long. Its product is annotated as dnaJ homolog subfamily C member 24-like. Gene Ontology annotation, molecular function: ATPase activator activity; ferrous iron binding. The coding region runs from base 147 to 599 and encodes 150 amino acids. The record is from RefSeq and is a predicted model, not a curated record. The transcript is spliced from 6 exons. Gene Ontology annotation, biological process: positive regulation of ATP-dependent activity. Lineage: Eukaryota; Metazoa; Chordata; Actinopteri; Cypriniformes; Cyprinidae.
GAGCAGUGGCAUGUCAGAGCAUAGACAUUUACCUUUUGAAGGCGUUAAAGAGCGAGGCAAACACUCACACGGGAAGCGGCAUGGACUGGAAAGGCCAACGCUCAUGACAGCUGCAUAGAAACGGGGAAAAAACCCUUUAUAUUAGGAUGAUGGUUGAUUCCAGUGGCCCACAGAAAGACUGGUACUCAAUACUAGGUGCCUGUCCAACAGAUGACAUUAAAGAACUCAAACAGAAGUAUCAGAAGCUCAUCCUCAUGUUUCACCCGGACAAGCAGAGGCCGGGCGUAUCAGAAGGUGAAGCGGAGCAGCACCUGCAAAGAUUCAUUGAUGUUGAUCAAGCUUGGAAGAUCUUGGGUAAUGAGGAGAGCAGGAUGGAGUACAACCUUCAGCUACGCGCAAAUGAACUGAAACAGAACUGGCCAGUGGAUGCUCAUAUAACCCUUGAAGACAUGAAUUGGGAUUCUGACACUGAGUGUUACACGUACAGCUGCCGCUGUGGAGGAGAAUUCAUCUUGGAGAAGGAUGACUUAAAAGAAAUGGAAACAGUUGUGUGCUGCGAUUCCUGUUCGCUCAGCAUUGAAGUUAAGAAGGUCACAUGAAACUUGGAUAUGUUCAGUGAGAUUCUUAUUGGAGUAUUAUUUAGCUCUUUUAAAAUGGGACGUAUUCUUUGGACACGGUUAAUUUUAACAGGAAGUCAACCUCAUUCUUAACUGAAUGUGGCACCAAUGAGAAACUAUUUGUUUAUUAAAUAUUUAUUCAUGAAUUCAAAAGACAUUUCUUUCUUAAUGCUCUUCUAAUGGUCUCCACAUAGAUGUUAAAAUCAACUAAUCACCAAAUAACCAGAACUGGUUUCCAGAAAUGGGCCACACUACACUCACAGUGUCUCAGAAAGCCCGUUGUUUCCUCUGAGAUAGACAAGCUCUUUUUACAGACCAGACGCUUACCAACAAGAAAAUAAAAAACGUUCUGUUUGUUCCCCAGCCCCCUCCUUUCACUCCCCUGUGUUUCAGAGAACCAGGCGGCUCAGUAACCUCUUAGCUCUUGUCAACUUUGUUUGCAUGUAAAUAAAUGCACUUUUUUCCUCCUCUGACAA